Cucurbita moschata (crookneck pumpkin) is the source of this 1024-nucleotide messenger RNA. RefSeq names its product protein FATTY ACID EXPORT 2, chloroplastic-like. NCBI's taxonomy places the organism in Eukaryota, Viridiplantae, Streptophyta, Magnoliopsida, Cucurbitales, Cucurbitaceae. The coding region runs from base 75 to 749 and encodes 224 amino acids. The transcript has 4 exons. Gene Ontology annotation, cellular component: membrane. The record is from RefSeq and is a predicted model, not a curated record.
CUUUAUAAUAUACCUGCUUGUAAAUCAAAACCCCUCCUGGGAGAUUUGCGGUAUUUUCUUGAGGAAGAAGGAAAAUGGCGGCAGUUUUGGCCGGAGUGUCUCAGGCGUCGUUACUUUUCUCGCCGCGCAUCAGUGGAGCUCUCAGGAGCAACACUUUCUCAGUUCGACGCAUACAAUUUCAAUCUUCUACCAUUGGUAGAGGGAUUUCCUUCGAUUGCAAGAUAGUAAGAUCUGCUAUCCGUGCCACCGAUUCCAAAAAUGAAGACAUCGACAUUUAUCCAGACACCACUGGCGGUGACUCUUCCGAUAAAGGGAUUCACGGCGAUGGAGGAGGUGGUAGCGGUGGAGGUAAAGGUGGUAGAGGCGAUAAUGAAGGUAAUAGCGGGGAGGAAGAGGAAUCUAACACCAACAGCGGGAAGAAAGCUUUGUCAAUGUCACAGAAAUUAACUCUUGGAUAUGCUGCACUAGUAGGAGUUGGUGGCUUAAUGGGAUAUUUGAAAGGUGGCAGCCAAAAGUCACUAUUGGCCGGGGGAGUCUCAGCCACACUGUUGCUUGCUGUUUGUAAACUGCUUCCCAGUAACCCUGUUCUUGCAUCGGCCUUGGGUCUUGGCCUAUCAGCGUCACUUUUGGUAGUGAUGGGAUCUCGUUUCAAGGAUUCUGGGAAGAUAUUUCCAGCUGGUGUCGUAUCUCUCGUGUCGUUUAUAAUGACUGGAGGUUACAUGCAUGGAAUUUUACGUAGCUCACAUUGAACGUACGACGAUGAAAAACUGGUAGGGGGCGCUUCCUUGAGCAUGUCUAGUGAUAGUCGUAAACUGUAAUUGACGAAUUUGUUUGUUUUUGUAUAAUCUAUGUUAUGUUGAUUGGUGUUUUCAGGUCUGUGAAAUUGAUUUUGAUGUGCCUUCCAACUUUGUAUGGUGUGCAGUGCUUGUGGUGCCCUCUUUGUUCAUCAGGUCCAUCUGUGUAAUCAUCUGAACAAGGAAAGGGAAAGUAAAGUAGGCUGUUGAAUGUUCAGAGGUUAAAAGGA